GCCCGUGGCGAAAGUGCGGCUGCGGAAGCUCGGCGAGGCGGACGGCGGCGAGGGAGGAAGCUGGGAGGCGGCGGGCGCUGCGAGGCCAGGCCGACGCCAUGGGCCGCCUGCACUGCACGCAGGACCCGGUGCCCGAGGCCGUGGGCGGCGACAUGCAGCAGCUGAACCAGCUGGGCGCGCAGCAGUUCUCAGCCUUGACAGAAGUGCUUUUCCACUUCCUAACUGAGCCAAAAGAGGUGGAAAGGUUUCUGGCUCAGCUCUCUGAGUUUGCCACCACCAAUCAGAUCAGCCUUGGCCCUCUCAGAAGCAUUGUGAAAAGCCUCCUUCUGGUUCCAAAUGGUGCCUUGAAGAAGAGUCUCACAGCUGAUCAGGUCCGGGCUGAUUUCAUAACUCUGGGUCUUAGUGAGGAGAAAGCCACUUACUUUUCUGAAAAGUGGAAGCAGAAUGCCCCCACCCUUGCUCGAUGGGCCAUAGGACAGACUCUGAUGAUUAACCAGCUUAUAGAUAUGGAGUGGAAAUUUGGAGUGACAUCCGGGAGCAGUGAACUGGAAAAAGUGGGAAGUAUUUUUUUACAAUUAAAGUUGGUGGUUAAGAAAGGAAAUCAAACUGAAAACUUGUACAUAGAGAACACGAACGAGUUGGGGAGGGGCAGAGAGAGAGGGAGACACAGAAUCUGAAGCAGGCUCUGAGCUGUCAGCGCAGAGCCAUGAGAUCGUGAUCUAAGCCGAUGUCAGACAUCAAUUUAACCAGCUGAGCCACCCAGGCGCCCCAUGCUGUUAGUUUCUUAAGUGUCCUUCCAGAGGGUUUUUCCCCAACAUAUAACCAAUGAGAAUUUAAAUGUUUACUCUUUUUGUUUUAUAUACAGAUGAUUAUACACUAUAUGUACUAUCCUUAAUAUAUCUUGGAGAACUUUCCAUGUCAGUAUAUAAAGUGCAUUCUUUCCUGUGGCUGUAGCAUAUUCACAGAACCGUAGACAGACAGAUUGAUUGACUUUCAAGGAUUGGCUCACAUGAUUGUGGAGAUUUGGUAAAGCCUGCAGGAUAGGGGUAUCUGGGUGGCUCAGUUGGAAGAACAUGAGACCCUUGACCUUGGGGUCAUGAGUUCGAGCCCCACAUUAGGUGUAGAGAUUACUAGAAAAAUAAAUAAACUUAAAAAAUAUAUAAAGUAAAAAAUAAAAUCUGCGGGAUAGGCUGGAAGAAUUUCUUCUUGCUGGGGGAGGUAGGGAUAUCCGUCUUUUUUUUAUUUCUUUUUUUAAUGUUUAUUUUUUUUUGAGAGAGAGCAUGAGCAGAUGAGGGGCAGAGAGAGAGGGAGACAGAAUUUGAAGCAGGGUCCAGGCUCUGAGCUGUAAGCACAGAGCCCGAUGCAGGGCUCAAACCCACAAACCACAAGAUCAUGACCUGAGCCAAAGUCACGCUGUACCUACUGAGCAACCCAGGCACCCCUGGGGAAUCAGUCUUUGUUCUAUUAAGGCCUUCAACUGAUUGGAUGAGGCCCACCCACACUAUGGAGGAGAAUCUGCUUUACUCUCAUAUAAAAGUCCACCAAUUUAAAUGUUAAUCUCAUAAAAAAAAAAAAAACAGUUUCACAGAAACAUUCAGAAUAAUGUUUGACCAAAUAUUUGGCCAUAGCAGGCCAGCCAAGUUAAUACAUAAAAUUAACCAUUACGGUGCCAAACUGACAUAUAGAGAUUGUUCCAAUGUAUGCAAGAUUAGCAAAUUAAUCUUACAAAUACCAAAGAAGGGCAAAUUGGUGCCUUUGGACAAUGUCCAAAUGUGUCUGUGAGAUUUCUGGGGGCCUCAUAUGCCUGAAACCAUGAAAAUCUAACGUAAAAAGAAUUCACAGAAUGUCAGAACAGGAAGACACCCUAAAUAUACAUACAAUCUAGUUAAAUCCACUCAUAUUUACAAAUGGGGAAGUGGAGUCCUAGAGACUGAAACUGGUCACUGGCUAAAGGUGAGCCCAGUGAGCCAUGGGUGUCCUGCUUAGUUCAGAAAUGCAAUCCUGAGAGACGUGAAGGGGAUUCAGCCUGGCAAGUGCUGGUCUCAGUCAGGAUACUCCGUAACGGUUGCACCCAGCUGACCACUGGACAGAUUCUGACCAAGGAGCUCCUUGGCCCUGCCCAAUUCAAGCCUUCCGGCCCCACCUGGAUCGCAACAGUGGCUUCCUGAUGGCCCCACCCCAGGCUUCAACCUCACAGCUUCUGCUAUCUGGCCUGUUUCCUGUGUGAGCAUUCUUGUGGGCAAGUCUCAUGUCAGUAGACAGAUCCAAAUGCUCGUGACUCUGCAUGGUAUCCAGGGGAAAGUCCAAACUCCUUAGCACACCAACCCCCCACAGUCUGGUCCCGCCUAUAUCUUCCACCCCUCCAUCCCCCUUGCCUCCUGGCACGUGUCCUGUAGAGGAGUGUCUGGUCUACCAGCCUACUGACAGCUGACAAGCCAUGAAGCCAUCUGCCUCUUUUCCCCUUGGGCCCACAGUGCUUGCCAAUGCUUCGAGAUGUAGCAUCCAGGGCACUUCAGAGGGCCUCCUCUGACGUCUCCAGGCCAUAAUAAGGAGAACUCUGGUCUCCGCCAACACUUCCACUACAGGGGGCACCUGGGUGGCUCGGUUGGGCAUCUGGCUCUUGAUUUCAGCUUGGGCUCUGCGAUUCUCUCUCUCCCUGUCUCUGAAACCCCCCACCCCCAUAAAUAAGUUGACAUUAAAAAAACACUUCCCCGGGGUGCCUGGGUGGCUCAGUUGGUUGGGCGUCCGACUUCGGCUCGGGUCAUGAUCUCACAGUCCGUGAGUUCGAGCCCCGUGUCGGGCUCUGUGCUGACAGCUCAGAGCCUGGAGCCUGUUUCAGAUUCUGUGUCUCCCUCUCUCUCUGACCCUCCCCCAUUCAUGCUCUGUCUCUCUCUGUCUCAAAAAUAAAUAAACAUAAAAAAAAUUAAAAAAAAAAUACUUUGUCUAGGGGCGCCUGGGUCGCUCAGUCGGUUGAGUGUCUGACUUCGGCUCGGGUCAUGAUCUCGCGGUUCGUGAGUUCGAGCCCCGCGUCGGGCUCUGUGCUGACAGCUCAGAGCCUGGAGCCUGUUUCAGAUUCUGUGUCUCCCUCAGGCCAGCUCCUAACCUCUCAGAACUUUAGUUUCCACAUUUGUGAAACAGGUAUAGUUCUCGCCUCACAGGGUUAUCGGGUGGCUCAUAAUGCCUGCCCAACUAACGGUGAGCUCUUCAUUAUCAACUUAUUGUAAUUAUUUGUUUCCAGGAUUCUCUUCCCCACUAGCCUGUGAGCUCCUUGAUAAGACUUGUUUUUCGGCUCAGGAACCCUAACACUUGGCAUCCCAACCCCCACCUGGUCACAGGUCCUGUUGUCAGUCGAAAUGAAAUGAGGCUGUGUGCAGAUCCUCUGUGGCAGGACUGUUAAACAGGCCUGGCUUGAUCAUUGGUUAGUUUUAACACAGAUCAUAGAUAAGUCUUAGUACAAGGCAACCUGCCCCUCUUCCAAGGGCCUUCUUCCAGGAGCCGUUGAACACCUUGCUCCAUGAUCCCACCAACAUUCUUGGAGCGCCUCCUGUGGGCCAGGGCUCCCCUGGUCCCUGUGGACAAUAAGCUGUCUACACCGGUAACUGGCAGUUUGUCUUUUCAGUGCCUCUAGUUCUAUGCAAGAGGAGGUUAUAUCCUCACUCCCAAUUGUUCUAGUGCAGAUUUCAUUAUGAACCCCAGGAGCUCCUCCAGUCACUUUAUCGAUUGGAAUUUCAUUCCAAAUAUCAUCUAUCGAAUCAGGGGCAUUGAUCAGAGGGCCUGUAGACUGUUAGGUAGAGAUUCUGCUGCAGUGCUGGGGCUUCUGAGCAGGGUCUUUCUUACUGUUAGCACUUCAUCUUUGCAUUGAUUCACUCUUGUUCCUAUUCUGCUUAAAAAUCUGCUAUCCGUUCACCUAGUCUUUGGUUACAGAUUCUUCUUAUUUUAUAUCUUAUUUACUUUUGGAGCACAGCGUUUCUUAAGACGGCACUAGUCAGGCCAAAAGAUCAAUCAGCAAUACCUGUCUUCUUUCCCUGGAGGAAAAAGGACUGCCCUGGUUGGGGUGGAGGAAACAUUCACUGUUCAGUUCUGACACAGAAUUAAUUUUACUCUGGUGAUUUAAAAAAGAAAAAAACAAACAAACAAACAAAAAAACCCAAAACGUGAUGACAAGGAAAAUCCCCAAACAGUUCAAGUGGUCAGCUGCUCCACUGUGGGACCAGCUGCCUCACACACGAGCAUUUGCUGGGGUGUCAAAAUGACCUUUCGAAAAGGCAGAUAGCCGAACAACACAUAUCUUCCUGAAACAUAUUUGGUCUUUUCUGGAUUGUAUUUUUUUUUACAUUUGUUAUAUUUCACAAAGAUAUUUCAGAACUGUGAAAAGCAUUACGGAUAAUGUCUGAUGGAUGAUACCUUGUAUUUGGAUGGCACUAUAGUUUUUUGGUUUUUUUGAGGGAAGUCAGAUUUGUUAAGGCAUAACUCAUGUGCAAUACAAUUCACUUUUUUUAAGUAUACAGCUUAAUGAGUUUUUUUUUUAAUGUUUUUUAAAUUUACUUUUGAGAGAGAGAGCACAAGCAAGGGAGGGGCAGAGAGAGAAGAGGACAGAUGAUUUGAAGCAGGCUCUACACUGACAACAGUGAACCUGAUGUGGGACUCGAACUCACAAACCAUGAGAUCAUGACCUGAGCCGAAGUAGGAUGCUCAACUGACUGAGCCACUGAGGUGCACCCAGCUCAAUGAGUAGGUGUACGUAGUCAUGUAACUAUUACCACAAUCAAGAUACAGAAUAUUUCCAUCACCCCAAAAAGUUCCCUCCUAUUCUUUAUAGGCAAUCCUCUCCUCUUACCCCCAGUUCUGGUAACCACUGACCUGAUUGCUGUCCCUAUAGUUUCACCUUUUCCAGAAUGUAAGUGGAAUCAUUCAAUAUGCACCCUUUUGUGCCCAGUUUCUUCCACUUCGCAUGCUUUUCAGAUUCAUCUAUGUUAUUGACACAUCAGUAGUUUAUUCCUUUUUAUGCCUGGCUUACAUUCCAUGGUAUGGAUACACCUCAGGUGUUUUGUUUGGUUUUUAUCUAUUUACUGCUAACCAAUGGAAUGGGUUGUUCCCUGCAUUGGUGAUUAUGAAUAAAGAACAGUAAUAUAGUUUUUUCAGCAUUCAUUCUUUCACAUCCAUCAUCUUCUGAAGCUCAGGACACCCUCAGAGUUGGGAGUUGUUACAUCAGGUAGGAGAAAAAGGACACACCAAGGGUUGUGCUUACAUGGGGUCACCGGGCAAUAUUUGGAGCCUUGGUCAUCCAACUCCCAAAUAGAAAGGGUUUUUGUUUGUUUUUUAUUGAGAGAUAAUCCACAUUCCAUAAAAUUCUAUAAAAUUGGAAAGGUAUUAACAGAAUUACAUAAACUAGGAAGUAUUAUACAAUCUAAUCCCCACUGAAACAUCUCCAAGAAUAUUUUAUUUCUUAUUCUGUGCUAAGACAGGAAGAAUCUCAAAACAUCAUUUAAAAAAAAACUCGAGAGAGAGUGUGCAAGCAGGGGAGACAGGCAGAGAGAGAGAGAGAGAGAGAGAGAGAGAGAGAAUCUCAAGCAGGUCCACACUCAGCGUGGAGCCCGGACACAGGACUUGAUCCCAAGACCCUGACAUCAUGACCCGAGCCAAAAUCAAGAGUUGGACAUUCAACUGACUGAGCUACCCCAGGCACCCUAAACCAUUUUUUGAUCCAGAUUGGGCUCUUUUUGAAUCAUGAGUGAUCCAAUGAUGACUUAAAGGUAGUAGUCUAAAAAUAAACAUUUGUAAUAGCAACUAAUUGAGAGCAAUCUAGUAUUAGGUAAUCGGAGAUUUGUUGUAUACAUUACAUAUAGGUAUAGAAUGGGAUAGCAUGCAGCCACUGAAGCUGAUACUGAAGAAGACAGUGUGUGAAAGGGAUCAUGGUCAUGGUGUAUAGGCAAAAAAAAAAAUCAGGUUGUCAAAACAGGUCAAAGAGAACCCACUCUUGUAAAAAAUGUUUACAUAGAAAUGUAAUUUUUAAUUUAAAAAUAAUUUUAAUUAAUUUUAAUUUUUUCUUUUGCUUAUCUGUAGUUUCUAAAUUUUUCAAUAUAAGCAUAUGAUUCAUUUAUAGAGAUAAUACAUGAAAGGUGCACAAUCAAAAGUUCAAACAGAACUGAAAAUGAUGAAAAGUGAAAACAACCUCCUUCCCUGCCCCUCAGAUUGCUAAGAACAGCUAUUAUUUUUGUAAAAACUUUUUCAACCAAAACAGUUGAACUUCCUCCACACCAACGACCUGAAUUAUUUCUGUCCCUAACAUUUCUGCCCUGUCCCUAAAAAGGCCAUGAUGUGGCUGAUGUGGGCCCAUAACCUGGGAGUCCAUUCUUCUAGCUGGUGGCCCCACUUCUCCCACAGCCCCUCUGGAGCCAGCUCUGUACUGUGUCUUUUCAUUCUUGUGCCCCUAGAUCCAGCCCUGAGCAUCUUGAUGGUAUAUUUAAUUCAGAAAAACUUUCAGGUAUCUCUACUCUUAUAAAAUCAAGAAGGAAAUAAGGAAGGGAGGGAAAGAGAAAAGGAGAAAAAGGAGUAGAGGAAGAGAGGGGCACCUGGGUGGCUCAGUCCGUUAAGCCUCUGACUUGAUUUCAGCUCCGGUCAUGAUCUCGAGGUUCAUGGGCUCAAGCCCCAAGUCAGGUUUCUUGUAGGCCUCCUUGGGAUUCUCUCUCUCCCUCUCUCUCUCUGUCUGUGCUCCUCCCUUGAGCCCAUGCGAGCAUGCACACUCAGUCUCAAAAUAAACAAACAAACAAACAAAAACGACAAAGAAGCUUUAGUCCUUAGUCCUCGCCUCCCAGAACUUGCAUGACUUUUAAUGCUUCCCGCUGAUGUGGCAGAAUGAGUUUGAGCUUUGGAAUCAGACUUGGGUUCAAAUUUGCCUCUUACCAGCUGUGUUCCUGGAUACGCUUGUUCCAUGAGAAUACGUUGGCCACCUGAUGUGCACCAGCUCAGAUGCUAAGCUGCAUGUGACUUUGAAGAGGUUCACCUCACCACUGUGCACCUUUGGGUUCAUCUGUAGAAUUGAGUGGCUGCCUUAUAUACAGUGUGGUUGUAAGGACCGACGGAGGUGGCCUCUGCCCGGUGCAAAGCCCAGGGUCUGCUCCAGAGGGGUUGGUGCAUUGUCACUGCUGUCACCCAUCUUUGGGUUGUUGGUAAAGAGAAAAAGGGAAAUACAAUCAUUGGUACUGGGUAACUGCACCCCUUCCCUAAAAUUUUCACCCCAGGACUGAAGGAAUGGUUAGACCUGUGGUUCUCAAAGUGUGGUCCCUAGACCAAUAGCAUCAGCAUUCCCUGGAAACUUGCUAGAAAUACAAAUUCUUCUGCCCCCGCUCUAGACCUACGGAGUCAGGAACUCCGGGGUGGGACCCAGUCAUCAGUGUUUUAACCAAGCCUCUGAGGGUGAUUGUGGUAUACGCUCCAAUCUGAGAACUCCUGUAUUACAUACACCAUCCCCUGCCUUUGAGAGACCCCUGAACACGUCUUUAAUAAACACAGAAUAUGACCAGGCCAAGGGGGACUCUGCUAAGAUUCUACCUCUGACAGAGAUGCCUCUGAAGCAUGGGUUGAGGAGCCUUGAAAUUUAGAGACAUCCCUUAAAACGCGUUGGCUUCCCCCAGGAGCACUUCAUGAUGAACUCACCCUUGAAUUUAGUAAAGAGUUUCAUCUAGUGGAUUAGGUUGUUCUUCAAUUUUUUUUUUUUUUCAUCCUGCUGUACAAAACGGCAGGUUUGAGACUUGUGGAGUGCUUUGUCUGGAUAUCAGAGAGAAGGGAAGACAGAUUCUUCCCGUUAUACUUUUUUUUUUUUUUAAGUUUAUUUGUUUUUGAGAGAGAGAGAGCGAGAGGGCAUACACACAGGGGACGGGCAAGGAGAGAGAGGGAGACCCAGAGUCUGAAGCAGCCUCUGAAGCACAGAGCCCGACAUGGGGCCUGAACCCACAAACCAUGAGAUCAUGACCUGAGCCAAAGUCAGAUGCUUAACUGAGCCACCCAGGCACCCCCUGUUAUACUCUUAUAUGUUCCCUUCAAUCAAUGGUUUUUUGAGCUGUUUGCUGUGUAUAUGGCAGCCCCAGUUUCAAAAUUCUGCCCCCUUGUCCCUUUGGGAACCCUUAAGCUUGUGAGAUCUUUUCCAUAGGUUUUUGGUUUGGAAGUAAUGGUCCCUGUAACCGUGUACGAGGCAUGGUGCUGGUGUGGCAGGGGAGGUUGGGGGGGGGGGCGCAGAGUGAAUUAGGAUAUCUAGCUUCUCAUCAUCAAGGAACUUGAAAUCAAGUUCAAGAAACUCAGGCAACACACCAGAAAUGGUAAAUCUGUGUGGACAGGCUGUGCACGGUGGACAAGGAAGAGCACCGGCCGGGGAGGAGAGGGGGUGAGUGGUUGUGGAGGCCUCACUGCAGGCUGGUCCAGAGUCAGGAGCUGUCGCUUUGCCCUGACAGGCUGAAAGAGGGGGAGUGCCAGGGCCACACGUUCCCUUCUCAUGGCCCAGUGUGUUGAGGAAGAUCAAGAAGCUGCCUCUGGCCUCUUCGAGAGACCAUUUACCUACUGUUGACUAAAUAAAGGCUUACAGAGGCUUAUAGAAUAAGGCGGCUUUCACAUCAAAGGGCUCUUACAAAACAGCUUGGUGAUGAGUUAAGUACAAAUGAAUCAGAAA
This is a messenger RNA of Panthera uncia (snow leopard), 8662 nucleotides long. RefSeq names its product COMM domain containing 7 (gene COMMD7). NCBI's taxonomy places the organism in Eukaryota, Metazoa, Chordata, Mammalia, Carnivora, Felidae. The transcript is spliced from 9 exons. Gene Ontology annotation, molecular function: NF-kappaB binding. The coding region runs from base 99 to 677 and encodes 192 amino acids. The record is from RefSeq and is a predicted model, not a curated record. Gene Ontology annotation, biological process: negative regulation of DNA-templated transcription; tumor necrosis factor-mediated signaling pathway.